Messenger RNA from Acanthamoeba castellanii str. Neff, 495 nucleotides. RefSeq lists its product as uncharacterized. The record is from RefSeq and is a predicted model, not a curated record. Lineage: Eukaryota; Discosea; Longamoebia; Acanthamoebidae. The transcript is spliced from 2 exons. The coding region runs from base 1 to 495 and encodes 164 amino acids.
AUGGAAAGCCCUCGCUCGCCGAGGGGUAAGAAGAGUAAGCUGGCGCCGCCCGUGGCACAGGAACCAGAGGGGCCCUGCUCGAUCAUGGUGGAGGGCUAUGUGGUUGAGAUCACCCCCCAGCACUUUUCGUUGCCGCAUCAACUCAUCUUCAACGAAUUUCGCAACGUUGCAGGACCGGCACUCCAUAAGAAGCUUGGAAGCGCAGACAUUUAUAAGCAGAAGCUACCAUUGAACAUUUCGAUCCGUUUGUUUUCCGUGGUGCGGGCCCUGAUCGUGGGCGGUGCAAAAGCUCGGCUAAUCGACGACGAAGGCAAGUUGCACGAUUUGUUGGGUGCGUGGGUGCGUCGUCAGUGGAAUGACGGCUCUGUUGGUAUAAUUACCCUCCCCUUCAUACUUACACCAAGCAAAACUAAGCCCGAUAAGCUGAAGAUCACAUUCUCUUGUACCCUCUUCAAUGAGUCUGGGCAGUUGCAGUACCCUCUUGAAUACAAGUAA